Myxocyprinus asiaticus (Chinese sucker) is the source of this 2915-nucleotide messenger RNA. Its product is annotated as kelch-like protein 2. Gene Ontology annotation, molecular function: protein binding. The record is from RefSeq and is a predicted model, not a curated record. The coding region runs from base 328 to 2100 and encodes 590 amino acids. The transcript has 15 exons. Lineage: Eukaryota; Metazoa; Chordata; Actinopteri; Cypriniformes; Catostomidae.
UCGGGUUUGCGGUGUUUCGCCGAAGGAGAGUGUCAUUCUUUCCUUCACUCUUGUUUUUGUAUGUGAGAAAAAUAACAGGAGUCAGUCUCUGGAUGUGUGCUGUCUUUAUCCACACAUUGGACCUGUCUGUCGCUCACUGUCUGAACACAUCAGUCACACUGAUACAGUUUCCGAGCCCGAUCUUCAUCAGCGGAGCUGGACCCGCACACUGGGACUCAGUCCAGCCCGGUUCGGCUCGGUUCGGCGGACGGGACGCAGCGAGGAUUUAAACGCCAGAACCCGAUCAGAGAUGGAGAGACGCGGACUGAUGUGAAAAGAACCAGCGCUAUGGAGAUAUAUCCACUAUGCACUAAGCUUUGCCAUCAUAAAGCUGUGGAGCUGAAGGAUGAUGUGUGUGAAAAACAGAGUGCAGUCACUAUCAAUCCACGUCACAUGAGGAAAGCCUUCAGAAUCAUGAACGAGCUCCGCAGUCAGAGUGUGUUGUGUGAUGUCACCAUCAUAGCGGAGGAUGUGGAGAUAGCUGCUCAUCGAGUCGUCUUAGCUGCUGGGAGUCCUUACUUCCACGCUAUGUUUACGGGAGAGAUGACAGAAAGCCGUCAGAAGAAGGUUCGAAUCAAAGAGAUUGACGGCUGGACUCUGGGAAUGUUGAUCGACUAUGUUUACACUGCUGAGAUCCAAGUCACGGAAGAGAACGUGCAGGUACUCUUGCCUGCCGCCGGUCUGCUGCAGCUGCAAGAAGUAAAAAAGGCCUGCUGUGAGUUUCUCAUAACUCAACUUCACCCAACCAACUGCCUUGGUAUCCGCGCCUUCGCCGACUUGCACGCCUGCACAGAGCUGCUCAAUCUCGCCAAUACAUUUGCAGAGCAACACUUCUCUGAGGUCGUGCAGAGUGAGGAGUUCCUCAAUCUGGGCAUAGAGCAAGUGUGCAGCCUCAUAGCCAGUGACAAACUCACCAUUCCAUCAGAGGAAAAGGUGUUUGAGGCAGUCAUCGCUUGGGUCACACAUGAUAAAGUCGUGCGUCAGGAACACAUGGCUCAUCUGAUGGAACACGUUCGAUUGCCUCUUCUGUCCAGAGAGUACCUCGUACAGAGGGUGGAGGAGGAAAGUCUAGUGAAGAACAGUAGUGCCUGCAAAGACUACCUGAUAGAAGCCAUGAAGUACCACCUGCUGCCUGCCGAGCAACGCUCCAUGAUGAAGACCAUCCGCACCAGAGUGAGAACCCCCAUCAGCUACCCAAAGGUGAUGGUGGUGGUGGGAGGACAGGCCCCUAAAGCCAUCCGCAGUGUUGAGUGCUUUGAUUUAGAAGAGAAGAGAUGGUUCCAAGUGGCAGAAUUACCCUCCAGACGAUGUCGAGCAGGCGUCGUGUACAUGGCCGGUGUUGUGUAUGCUGUGGGGGGUUUUAACGGUUCAUUGCGUGUGAGGACGGUGGACGCGUACGACCCAGUUAAAGAUGAGUGGUACUGUGUCAGCAGCAUGCAGGACCGGAGAUCAACACUAGGGGCUGCUGUGCUCAAUGGACUGCUGUAUGCUGUAGGGGGCUUCGAUGGCAGCACGGGUUUAGCUACCGUAGAAGCAUACAACGCUAAGGCCAAUGAGUGGUUCCAUGUCAAUCCUAUGAAUACACGACGUAGCAGCGUGGGAGUCGGCGUUGUUGGAGGUCUGCUUUAUGCUGUCGGAGGUUAUGAUGGAGCAACACGUCAAUGUUUGAGUACUGUUGAGGCCUAUAACCCCAACACUAGUGAAUGGUCUUACACAGCAGAGAUGGGAACCCGCCGUAGUGGUGCAGGUGUGGGUGUGUUAAAAGGUCUGCUGUAUGCAGUGGGUGGGCACGACGGCCCACUGGUUAGAAAGAGCUGUGAAGUUUUUGAUCCAGCCACUAACACAUGGAAACAGGUGGCUGACAUGAAUAUGUGCCGCAGGAACGCAGGUGUGUGUGCUGUGAAUAACCUGCUUUAUGUGAUUGGUGGUGAUGAUGGCUCCUGUAACCUGGCUUCAGUGGAGUUCUACAACCCAAACACCGAUAAAUGGACCCUACUGCCCACCUGUAUGAGCACAGGACGCAGCUAUGCAGGUGUGACUAUCAUUGAUAAACCUCUCUGAGCAGCUGAGGAGUUGUUGAACACUUUGAGCUAAAGCUGACGUACAGCGGAGGAUUCGCUCGCACUGAAGCUCUGAAUACGGCUGAGGCUUCAUCCUGGAACUGCUUCACCAUGGAAAUGGCCUGGAGAAUACUGCUCUCAUUCUCUCUCUUUCUCUCUGUCCCUCUCUCUGUCCCUCCGUCUCUCACACGUUAACACUUCAGACACGUCAAUACAAGCAUUCACACACUACCUCUACUUUUUGUCUCUAGCAUAUAUACUAACACACUCUUUAUCUCUCUUUUCUUUCGGUUUCUCUUGUUUGAGAGUAGUCAACGAUGAAGAUUAUUGCACUUUGAGGAGCACUAACGAAGCAGGAUCAAUAUAUAACACAAUGUUGUUAACCUCUGAGUAAAGACUGGUGCAAACAUUUGGCCAGUGCAUCUGCAACGUGAGUUUGAGCCGAGGGCAUGCCCAGCAAUUUUGCUGCUAGAUCAUGUGAUCGGAAGGAAUCUUGAUUUUUGCUCAUUCAGAUAAAGUUUGAGCGAAAAGGUGGCUAGUUUUCCAGCACUUUGUUGCCUCUUGGAAGCUUGUUAUGAAGUCACUAGACUUAAAGCCAUCUUCAUUAUGAAGGUAACGAAGAUGUACAUUUUGUGUUGCGAUUAGAAUUGAAACUUAGAAGGGUCUCUAUUGAAGACAAAUUAACUUUUACAUUGUGCAAUUUCUUUGCCAAACUACAUUUGAAGUCUUAAAGUUUGAACUGUCCAUUGAUGUUCAUUUAAUAUCCUCUGGAUUUUAUCUUGUGGUCCGGUUGUUCAAGAAAUGCAAUCUUUGACA